CCCCACGCCGACGUUACUUGAGUUGAGCCGCUGCUUGGUAACAACGUGAGACGUCAACGCUGCCAGCGUGGAAAAGACGAGCUGCUCCAGGAAGUAAAUUAUUCGGCCGUGCAGAAGAGAUUGUCAGGGAAGCCGAAUUAUAAUAUCACCGAUACAUCAGACAAAUCCAUAACACGUGUAUAUAAACAGGACGAUCGGUUUGUCCCUGCCUGCAGUCAGCAUGGACACAUCGUUUCAGCAGAUUAUGGUGGAUCCCACUUUAGCUGAGAUGGGAAAGAACCUCAAUGAAGCCAUGAGGAUUCUGGAAGACGGUCACAGGGAGGGUGAGGAGGAGAAAGAGAAGCAAAGACACAGCAGGAAGGAUAUUCCAGGACCACUCCAAGGCAGCGGACAGGAUGUGGCCCAUAUUCUUCAGCUAGUACAAAACCUCAUGCAUGGGAAUGAAGAUGAGGACUUGCAGUCUCACCGCAGGAUGCAGAAUGUGGGAGAGCAGGGUCACAUGGCCUUGCUGGGGCACAGUCUGGCCGCCUACAUCUCGGUUCUGGACAAGGAGAGGCUGCGCAAGUUGACCACUCGCAUCUUGUCCGACACCACUCUCUGGCUCUGCAGACUCUUCAGGUAUGAGAACGGCUCUGCGUAUUACCAUGAGGAUGACCGGGAGGGGCUCCUGAAGGUGUGCAGGCUCGUUAUCCACUCCCGCUACGACGAUUACAGCACAGAGGGCUUCAACAUGCUAUACUACAAACAGCCUGUCAUCUACCAGAGCUCUGCCUGCAGGUCAGGCCUGGGACAGCAUCUCUGCAACCAGCUGGGCCUGCCUCUCUCCAGUCUCUGCACAGUCCCCUGUAACACCAUGUUUGGCUCCCAGCACCAGAUGGAUGUUGCUUUGCUGGACAGACUCAUUAAAGAUGAUGUGGACUCUGGGAAGCUGCCCUUGCUACUUAUAGCGAACGCUGGCACUCCCGCUGCAGGCCACACUGACAAGCUGGGUCGUCUGAAGGAGCUCUGUGCCCAGUACAGCAUGUGGCUUCAUGUCGAGGGAGUAAACUUGGCAACCCUGGCUUUGGCAUACGUCAAGUCCUCAGUAAUGGCUGCCACUAAGUGUGACAGCAUGACCUUGACCCUGGGACCCUGGCUGGGGCUGCCAGCUGUACCUGCGGUCACACUGUACCGACACGAAGACCCCUCCUUGUCGCUGGCGGCGGGCCUGAACUCCAGCCAGCCUGUGGAGAAGCUGCGUGCGCUGCCACUCUGGCUGUCUCUGCAGUACCUGGGGCAUGAUGGCAUCGUGGAGCGCAUCAGACACGCCUCCCAGCUGAGCCAGAGACUGUUAGAUCAUCUGACAAAGCAGACAUCUAUUACAACAGCGGACCUCCUUGGCAGUGAGGUGUCUCUCCUCGAGGGUUUAAACCUGGUGGAAGAUGAUUUUAACUCCCCAGUGGUUGUCUUUCGGUUUGCACAGACAGGUGCUAACUCAGCUCAGAGUGGGGGUCCACUAGAGACAUUCCACAGUAGUGACCGAGAGAUUCUGGACGCCCUGAACCGUUGGCUGGGAGAACAGUUGGCCCUGCUGGUUCCAGCCAGUGGAGUGGACAUUGUGGAUCUGGAGGACGAGGGAAGCUGUGUGAGGUUCAGCCCUCUGAUGACAGCAGCAGUUUUGGGAACGAAAGAUGAGGAUGUGGAUUCGCUGGUAGAGCGUCUACAGGAGAAGAUCCCUGUUCUGAUCAGCACGCUGCAGCUGAGAGAGGAGUUCAGAGAGGAGGUGCACCGCAUUGCCGCACUCACUUACAUAGAGGAUCUUAGCUGGCCAGGACUGGGAAUAGUGAGGUACGAGAUGAGCAGUGAGGAACCUGAUGAGAGUAAGAGGCAGGCAGAGCUUGAGAAGAUAAACAGUGUGAUGCUGAAGAAACUAAAGGAGCUGGACUGUGACCUGACCUUCUCUACAGGACCAGAGUUCGGACCAGAGAAAAACUGUGUUUACAUUGGCAUGGCAACGGAAGAUCUGGAUGUGGCAGAGGUGGUGGAGAUGAUCGCUGCCAUUGGCCGAGAGAUCGAGGAGAACUCCAGGCUCCUGGAGAACAUGACUGAGGUGGUCUGCAAGGGGAUCCAGGAGGCAGAGCUGCAGUUACAGAAAGCCACAGAGGAGAAGCUCAUGGAGGAGGGAGUUUUGCGUCAGCUCCCAGUUGUUGGUUCUGUCCUGAACUGGUUUUCACCUGUCCAGAGCUCGGUGAAGGGAAGGACCUUUAACCUGGCGGCAGGUUCUGUGGACUCUACAGAGCCGACCUACUCAAUGAAGGCUCAAUAUACUGGAGAAACCCCGCCUCCCACUCCCACCUCUGCCCGCACUAAACACAGGAUCCCAGGUCAGAAGCUGUUCCGAAGGUCUCUGGCCAGCUCAGACGGUGUCAGCGACACAAGCUCAGUGGGUCAGGUGGAGGAACUGGAAAAGGAGGAGCUUAGAGAGCCUGCCCCUGAGGGAAGGGAGGCCGAUGUCCAAAAAGAACCUGAACCAAAGCCUGAGCAGAGGGGAGAAACCCCAGGAGAGGGCGAGGGGGGCGAACCAAAGGGAAAACGAGAGCCGGAGGUAGAGGGCAGGGAGACGGAGCACCCCGAUAGCCUGAGAUAGGCACACCACGGGAGAGUUGUGUGUCUUGAACACAACGCCUGCAGGUUAAGGGGAGAGGUUUGAGGUGGGGUGGCUGCAGCUCAGCCUGGGUGUGGGGGAAGCCAUGGAUAUCUAUAUUAUUUUACAUUGAGAAAAAUAAUAAUAUAUGAAAGUUUAAUCUAUCUGUAACCUGAAGUGAAUUUGCAACUUGAAUACCUGAAACCCAAAAUAUAAAAAGAAUGUGAUAACAAACCAGUCCCUUGCAGCAUCAUUUUUUUUUUUUAUUCAUUCAGAAUUCAGGGGUUGCAUACAACAAUAUUUAUGCAGUUUAAUUGGACUUAUCUAGGCUAAACAAAGUUUAGCAACUUAAAUUUGUAUCAUGCUGUAGAGGAACACAGCACCCUGGAAUAUGUUUAUGUACAACAAAAGCCUUGUACUGACAUCCACUGAUGCAUAGAAGUAAAAUAAAGUUAGGAAGCCUGACAUCCAGGUGGCUUGGCACCUGGGUUUGUUCAUUGGCGUGCACCCUACUGGGGUUCAGAUCGGAGGUCCUUUUUAUGUCCUUUUUACAAGGCAUAUAAGUUGAGUUUCAGUCUGUGUUAGCCAAGCUCCUGUUGCAAGGUAAGGACAGGUGUUUUCAGGUUGUAGUUAUCCAUGGCUCCCCCAACACCCUGGCUCUGUUCCCCUGGCUGCCCAAACCAGCUGUGUACUCUGUGCCCUACUUCAGCUACCACUGGCACUGAGGCAGGGCAAAACACUCCUGCAAAAUACAAACUCGCAGCUCAAGUAUCCAGCCACCAGCGAGAGACGCUCUUCUAAAUACAAACAUACCAUUUCAUAUGAAUUCAUUUAAUAACAUUUAUUAAUGUUAAAAGCCUAGUGCCUCCUGCUUCCCAAAACUUCGAUGUUUUAAAUUGCAAGUUAUUUAUUCUUAUAAACUUUACAAAAACGGUGAACCAUCCAGAGAUACUCUCAUAUAAGGAGCAAUAUAAAAAUGGCCUAUUAGUAACAAGAUGAAUAUUUAUAUUCAAUAUAUUUCCAAACGAUUGGUCAUAGAAUUUUAGAUGCCUCCUGUUUAUAAUGAUCUCCGUCCAGCAACUGCACCAGGCAAGGAAAAGUCUGACCUGUUGGCUAAUGCAUAUAAUUUCAUGCCUCAUUCACCUUAUGGUUUAAUGACCAGGAUGCUUUGCAUUUAAAUUAUUUAUGUGCCUAUAUUUUUAUGGUAUUCAUUAGGGUAGCUAAUAAGUUAAAGCUCCAGUCUUUCUCUAGAGAACAGCAGUGAGGGCUACUAACAGAACAGUAAAACCAAACUGUUACCUCCCAACUAUGUAUAUUAAAUGUGCUGGGUUUAUAUUGGUUAACUACUGCCUGAGAGUCUUGGUCCCAAGAUCAUUAGCCAUUCCCUAACCUCGGCAAAAAACAGGAGUCUAAAGCGGCCGCAUAGUAAAAGUGUGUAAGUUUGUCUUGGGGGUUAUAAGAGUCACAUAUAGCCCUGACCCCAAGUAGUAGCAGGGCUACAGGGUGGAUACUGUAACGAAAAGAACAGUACAUGUAGUGUGCUGGAACAAUAGUACCGAAAGCAGCUUCUGUAUUUCCAUUCAAGCACCGGUUUAUCCAAUAGGUUUUUAUAGGGCAUAUCUAUGGAGUGUGCUGCUAACGCUGGUCUCUGUGGGAGGCUUUUUAUGCAGGAUGUGUCUCAGCCUUUGCACUCAUGAAAGUAGCCCAGGCUGUGCUAUCAAAAACACUGCCCUCCUUCCUAGUGAAGAGUGGUGGUGUGUACUCAAGAGCAUACCAUAUUUUUUUGUUUUAUUAACAGUAGAUUGUUUACACUUGUCAAACACAGAUACUUUUUUUUUUUUUUUUUGCAAGUCCCCAACAGAGCUGAAGGUUAAAAGGUUUGGAUUAUUUGGGGAAGUGUGCGUAUCCUUUUCUUUUAAAAGUGCUUACAGAUUUGGUCUUCCUGAGGUAUUUUUGGUGCAAUGAAGAAUAUUGAUUUAUAGAUACUAGGAAGAAUGUUAGUUUGUGUCUUGGUUUAAUAUAUACCGCAAGGGUGGGAGGGGUAAUGUUUGUUGUUCUUGCCUUAUUUUAAUUUGUUGCUGUUUAAACACUAUCACAAUGUAUUUCAAGAUUAUUUUAAAAAGAGCGAGUCAUUUGGACUGCUGUUAAAAUCCUUUUUCAAGGUGAUUGUUUAAUGUUUUCUUGUGACAAUAAAUCCAGCCCAAUGUC
Messenger RNA from Polyodon spathula (Mississippi paddlefish), 4831 nucleotides. RefSeq names its product pyridoxal-dependent decarboxylase domain-containing protein 1-like. Gene Ontology annotation, cellular component: intracellular membrane-bounded organelle. The coding region runs from base 221 to 2626 and encodes 801 amino acids. Lineage: Eukaryota; Metazoa; Chordata; Actinopteri; Acipenseriformes; Polyodontidae. The transcript has 24 exons. Gene Ontology annotation, biological process: carboxylic acid metabolic process. Gene Ontology annotation, molecular function: carbon-carbon lyase activity; pyridoxal phosphate binding. The record is from RefSeq and is a predicted model, not a curated record.